AUGUCAAUAUCGGCAUUAUUGGCUCUUCUAUUAUUGUAUAAUUUAACGCAAAGCGAUGCUGCCGCUGAAUUCUGUGGGCAAAAUAUGCAUGAAGCCACCUUCUACAAUGACUCCAUUACCCUACGAGCCUUGGUGAUUUGGUUUCCAGCAGCUGUGGGAACUCAAAAUAAAUUAAAUUUAUGUUCCCUGUCAACCGGUCAGACACUGCAAAGAACAUGCUACCGCAAUGGAAGUGGAACCAUGUGGGACAAUCCGCCAGAUCCGAAUAUGUCCAUGGUAUACUGUAAUUACAUUCAAAAUCACUGUCAGUCGGAGACAUUUGAACACAAAUAUAUUAUGAAAAAUAAUAUUCUGCGAACGAACAUCAAUCAAUGGCCAGCUGGACAAGUAGGUGGUGUGGUCCAAAGUCAGGAACCAUGUUUGCAGAGAAAUGGUAGCCUACUAACCAGGCAAUGUAUCUACACGGAACAGGAUCAUGCAGCCAAUUGGAUGCCUAAAAAUCUCACAAACAUCACCUGCUUACAUGACAUCGAAAAUAGUAUUGUAACCUAUGAUCUGAAUGAGCUAAAUAAUGAAGUCCAAAGCCACAAUGGAACCCUGACGUCGGAAUAUGCAUUGAAUGCCACAACAAGUUUAAAAAAUAUAUUAGAAAAAAGCACCAUCAAUCGGAUACCAGCUGAUCUACAAAUAUCCACAAAUAUUUUACAAAAUGUUAUCGGUCAGAAUAAAUCUAAACAACCUGAACUGUUGCCGAAUGUCAUGAAAAUAGCCAACAAUCUGAUGAAUAGUUCGCAGAGUGUUAUAACGGUUGCCAAAAAAUAUGGCACUACCAAAACUCUUAUCCAAACAGUAGAAGAAUAUCUUGAUGAUAUCACCGCAACCACAGUACCUACCUCAAAUUGUACACAAAUUCCAAAUGGCGUUCUCAUUAAAUCGGAAGGUCUACUCACGGUUUUCUAUAUCAAUGCAGUGUGUUCGAAUAUUUCUGGUGUUGUCAUUUAUAAUCGCAAUGUUCAACCGACACGUAAAAUGUCGUAUGAUAUCAAAUCGAACUCUUAUUAUCGUUGUCUGUAUAUGAAUCAAUCAUUGGAUGACCUCCUCCAGGAAUCGCAGAUUGAAGUAGCUGUCCAUUUGCCCGAAAAUCUAUGGAAAUCAAAUGAAAAUCUUACGACAGUAAAAAUUUCAUUGUACCGUCGUAAUGAACUGUUUACGGGACAUACAUUGCAACCGAAUAGUUUGGUAACGAAAGUAACCGUACCGGAUUAUAAAG
Messenger RNA from Musca vetustissima, 1270 nucleotides. RefSeq lists its product as uncharacterized. The record is from RefSeq and is a predicted model, not a curated record. The annotation marks the transcript as partial. The transcript has a single exon. NCBI's taxonomy places the organism in Eukaryota, Metazoa, Arthropoda, Insecta, Diptera, Muscidae.